Cygnus olor (mute swan) is the source of this 3619-nucleotide messenger RNA. Its product is annotated as retinol dehydrogenase 8-like. Lineage: Eukaryota; Metazoa; Chordata; Aves; Anseriformes; Anatidae. The transcript is spliced from 6 exons. Gene Ontology annotation, cellular component: cytoplasm. The coding region runs from base 1646 to 2596 and encodes 316 amino acids. The record is from RefSeq and is a predicted model, not a curated record. Gene Ontology annotation, biological process: estrogen biosynthetic process. Gene Ontology annotation, molecular function: estradiol 17-beta-dehydrogenase [NAD(P)+] activity.
CAGGCACACACUUUGCAGCUGUUGUUAAGUUCAAGAUACACUCAUAUGAAGUGUAUAUUUCUGCAGUUUCAGUGUAUUUAUUUUUCUAUUAUAAAAAUAAUGAUGUAGCAAAAACUGCUGCUUACUUGGGGAAAUUACUGUAUGACGUAUUUCAGAACAAGCUAUCUGCUCCUCUACAUAACACUAAAUUAAAACCAGUAAAAUUAAUUUGACGAGCAUAAUUGAAAAAAUAUUAUUUUUUUUCCUCUUGUUAAGCAGAUCAGUUUGCCUUCAGGCUAGAAAUCUGUGCAUCAAACUUCAGACUGGUCUUUUGAAGCAAAGGAACAUUAAAGCCCUUCAAACCAAGAUUUCAAGGGGAAAAUAUAUCCUAUCUGUAAUUACAGUUGCAUCACCACACUAGUGGAAUUCCACUAACGUAGUAUUGCAUGAAGCCUUGCUUGCCUCUCCUACAUGCACUAAAUAUAAAUGUGCAUGGGCAGCAAUAGCAAUUUGCCUAAUGGCUGAAUCAGCUACACAGCAUUUGCGGUAAAAUCAUGUAUCUGAAUACUAACUUCUUUGGUAAAGCCCUGGGUCAAACCUGAUAAAUAAGUAGAAACAUAAUUAAAAUUUCUCAUUAAUUUUAGAUGUUGUGUUGUUAUUUCGCAGGUCUGAGAGGUUAAUGAUUUCAUUUGUUUUACUGUCAACAUUAGUUUGUCUGGAAAGCUAACAUCAUUUCAGUGAAGCAUUUCUGUAGAGUUCUACUCUUUUGAGUUACUAACUAGUUUACAUCUACACAAAUCCUGGAAAACUAAGUUAAUUCUUCUGAACUGUAUUGUAUUAACACGGGGUUAUUGUCUCUUGGAAAACUUUUUUCUUUCAACUUGUCAGCUGGAGAAUAGAAAACAUUCAAAGACUUCAGUGAUUGCAAGGAUAUAGUGAAGCUGGUCAGUUUAGUGUCUUUCUAGUUGUUCUUCACUGCUAGCAUGCUUGCUCACUUUCCCUCUUCUUGUAUGGGAACAGUGCCAAAAAUAAAUGUGAGAAAUCUGUCUAAAUAACUUGUCUCCUUCCAAAUCGACAGCAUACUUUUCAGUUUACUUUUUCUAUAAAGCCCAUUAGGACUUUUAGUUACAAACAUGUCUAUAGUAAUAAGAUAUCAGGGAAUAAAUUCAAGCGCUGCUCUAUUUCAAAAGGAUGUGGAGGGUGCUGUAAGCAUUGAAAUUCUGAACACCUUUAGCAAAGGGAUCGUAUUUUGGGUAUUUGUCAUUAGUGUUGAGUCCAGCACUCACAUCAGAGACUGGUUGUCUCUAGUGGCAGUUGUAAUUGUGGCAAAGCUUUUUCUUCCAGUAAUGUGCAAAAUGAUUAUUUUACUAUUUAAAAAAUCAUAUGUAGUUUACAAAUGUCUCAUUUCAAAGGCUAAUCAAGUUUUAUAUUAAAUAUUGUCCAUAUUGGUAAUGCAGAUUAUAAGCUCAUGUAGGAGCAUCUGUUUCUGUUUUUGUCUAGUUGGAGAUUAUCCCUUAAUCAUGCAGGGUCCAGGUGUGCAUUUUGGGAUUUGUUGACUCAGGAAAGCUGCAGAUUGCAUUAAAGGCCAGUGACAUUAUACUGUAGCUGCAUUUAGGUUGUUGUGCCUCUGACCAAGAACUCUUGCUUGAACCACACAGUGAAAAGGAUGGCAAAAAGAAAUGUCCUCAUUACAGGUUGCUCCUCAGGAAUUGGACUGGCCUUAGCUGUAAAAAUGGCAAAAGAUGAACAGAAAAGAUUUAAAGUGUACGCCACAAUGCGGAAUCUGGCCAAGAAGGAGGCACUUGAGGAAGCUGCAGGUCGCAGGCUGGGCAAAACCCUGGAAAUUAAACAACUGGAUGUCUGUGAUGAACAGUCCAUUAAAACUUGUGUGAAUAGUAUCCCUGACAGAAGGAUUGAUGUCCUAGUUAGCAAUGCUGGAAUGGGGCUUAUUGGACCAAUUGAAUGUCAGACCAUCGAUGAAAUGAAAACAGUGAUGGAUACCAACUUCUUUGGACUGGUUCGACUCCUGAAGGAGAUUUUGCCUGACAUGAAGAGGAGAAAGAGCGGGCAUAUAGUUAUAAUAAGCAGUGUUAUGGGAAUACAAGGUAUCUUAUUUAAUGAUGUUUAUGCUGCAUCAAAGUUUGCGGUGGAAGGAUUUUGCGAAAGUUUAGCUAUACAAGCACUCAAGUUCAAACUGCAGUUAAGUCUGAUUGAACCAGGCCCAGUGAUUACAGAGUUUGAAAGAAAAGUGUUUGAAGAUGGAAUGAAAAUGGAUCUUUCAGCUGCAGAUGAGGAAACAGCUGAGAUGUUUACUAAUAUUUACCUUAAAAAUUACAAACAAAUUUUCCAGAGCCUGGGACAAAGUGCUGAGGAUGUUGCAGAGCAUACAGUAAAGAUAAUUCUUGCAGAAAACCCACCUUUUCGCCAUCAGACCAACACCUUGUACACUCCGAUGACAACUCUAAAAUACGCAGAUCCAAAUGGAGAUCUACCCAUUGAUAUAUUCUACAAAAUGGUUUUCCAUCAUGACAAAAUCUUCAGUGCAAGUCUUAACUUUAUCAAAUUGCUAAGGUGGAGAAGCAGAAAGAGCUUUGACCUGGGAAAACCCUCACAAUAAGCAUGAGAUUGUGUAAACCGGAACAUUUGUUAUAGUUACUAUUUUGUUAAAUGUCUUCACUUAUGAUUUUAUGUAAGCUCAAAGACAUUAAUCUCAAUGCAUUUAUCUUGAACUUUAGGUUGCAGGACCUUAAAAUUAAAAUCCUCUUAACUAUAGGUUUAGUCUGCUUAGUGCUCGCUUUUUAGAGAUUUGUUUUCAUGGAAACAAGCAUUGACUAAUUCUUAAGUAUUUAAUAUUAAACUGUGAUCCUUCACUUAUUAGAAUGUAACAACACAGACUGCGGUGUGUGCUGUAUGUAAAUUACUGAUUCUUAACAACAGCUUUUUUUUACUUGAGUAUAGUAGUCCUUCAAUCGCAGUAGCAUUCUCAUUCAGGAAUCAAGACUGUUUACUGAUAUUGUACCUGCAAGUCUAAUCAAUCUUAAAAUGUCACAAUUGGCACGUUUAUUAUUUCGACUUAUCAUUUCCUUAAUGCUUCCUUUGCACGUGACAGUUACCCCUACCCUUAUGCGCUACGGGCAGUAAGUUCUUAAAAAGGCACCUCCGCGUGGCAGCUCGUGGCGAUGGGGCUGCUCAGGAGGAAGUAACCUCGGCGCAUUCUCGGGGUCAUUUCUCAUCGGGGCGCUGUGACUUUAUUUCCUGCUUACACAAAAGCCCCGCCUCGCGCGCAGCGCGGCACAGACCCAGACGCCAGGCACCACCCGGGACGCGGUACCCCCAGGGGCCCCUGGCCCAGGGAGCGCCGGGCGGGGCGCUGCGCCCCCCGCCCAGCCGCGUCUCCCCGGCGCUGCCACCUCACGUGACCCCGCCUCCCGCGGCGCCGCCGCUUCCGGUGCUCGCAGGGAAGGCAGGGGAGGAGGCGGGAGGCGGGCGGCGGAAGCGCGCUGCGGCUUCCGGCGGAAGCGGCGCCCCGCGCAGCCCGUAGUCGGACCGUUUCCGCCUCGCGGCCGCCCUCAGCGCCGGGCCGGCCGCUGCUGCCGGGGAGCGCAGCCGGGGGCGCCCAGCCCGGCCCAGCGGAGCGGGG